AUUUGAUUGUAUUUUUUCCAGUUAAAAAUGCGGGAAAUGUAAAAAAGUUUCUGACGAUGACGAUUUCCGAAGAUGAAUUUACGCGGCAUUGUCUGCAGACAGCCGUUGGACAGGUCUGUCAGGCCAUUGGAUGGAAUUCGAUUCAUCAGCAACCGCUGAAUAUUAUGGUUGAUGUACUGCAUAAGUAUAUUGAGAAGAUAGGUAGAAGUUGUAAAAACUAUGCCGAACUAUCUGGAAGAACUGGACCUAAUGUUCUAGAUGUUGAGGCAACAUUUGGCCAGAUUGGUGUUGACCUAACAGACUUAGAAGAAUACAUUCAACAUUUCGAGAUUUUACCAAAUAAAGAUGUUCCCGAGUAUCCAGCUAAACCAGAUGACCAGCUCAGCUUUCUUAAACCAGGGAGCAGAGAAGUGCUUCAAAGACCAAUCCAUAUUUAUGAUUAUCUUCCACCUAUGUUCCCUGAAAUGGAGGAAGAAGCAUCUUCUCCACAGCCUUCUACAGCUGAUGAUGAGAACAAGAAGCAUGAUGUUCCAUCCACCCCUGGCGGGGGAUCCAGAAACCAGAAGAGGGACAGUACAGGAGGACAGGAGAAUACCAAGGUUGGUGAGGAUAUGUGUCCUCUACGUGAGAUCUCUAGUGUAAUGAUGACCAGCUCAGGGUUCCUUUCUCCUUGUAGAGAAGGAAAACUAGCAGACUCAAGAACACCACAUCAGGUGCCUGAACCCGAGGAGCGUAAGUCCGCUAAGCGAGCUCUGGACGGUAAAGAGGAGAAGAUGAGCUCUAUGGGAUCAGGAAAUAUUAUGGAAUCUGUCCAGAUUAAACAGGAAGUUGAAGACUUUGAAGACAGUAUCGAGGUUCAUCAGUUAAAGGAUGAAACAAAGCAACAGCGGUGUUCCCCGGGACAAUUGGAUGAAAUAAUACAAACGGUGGUGGACAGGGGACUCAGAAAAAUGGAUGAUAUCAUCAAAACUGUCAUUGAUCGGGGACUCAGGGAAAGUGAUCGAUUACCAAGUCUUCCGAAUCAGUCGCCGGUUAGUUUCAUUCAGAACAAACCGGUUCAAACCAAACCGGUUCAGAGCCGACCAGUUCAAAACAAACAACCUCACACAAAACCAGCACCGUACAAGCCAGUUCAAACCAAACCCACGCCUACUCCCAAGCCUGCUUCCGUUCCCAAGAUUGUGCGGAACAAGGAGGAACCAGCUGAACCCGAGGAUAGGGGGGCAGACAAACGGAAACGGAAAAAUAACAAAAGGCUCGGUUCACCCCACUCUGCCAUACCAGAGUUAAUGGGACCUAAACCUCCAAAAAUGCCAAGAAUUCCAAAAAUUACAGAUAAGGAUAUCAAACUUCCUUCUGCUGCUAGCUUUGGUUUACCUAACAUCAUUCCAGGCCUAAUUCCAGGGGGUAACCCUCUGAUUCCUGGUCUUUAUGGAUUUGGGAUUCCAGCUGCAGGUCAUCUUAUUCCAGGAUUGAACCCCCUCCUGACUCCUGGUCUCUACCCCCCAGGAGGAGUAGAUGAGAGUAUUGCUGCGGAUGAUGAUGAUGAAUUAGAAGAAGGAGAAGUAUCUCCUCCGCGAUCCCAACCUUUUACUGAUUAUAAUAUAGAUGCUGCACCCCCAACUCCAGAAAUGAACGUUGUGUCUAAAGUAAAAACUGAAAAACUAGACCCGGAAGAGGAACAUCAACGGGAAAAAGAACGAGAAAUGGAACGCGAACGGGAAAGAGAAAGAGAAAAAGAAAAGGAACGAGAAAGAGAACGAAUCAGAGAGGCGGAAAGAAUAAGGGAAAAGGAACGUGAGAAAGAAAGAGAACGAGAAAAAGAAAGAGAAAAAGAAAGGGAAAAAGAAAAAGAACUGGAAAGGUUAAGAGAAGAGGAAAAAAUUCGCGAAAAGGAAAAAGAACGAGAGCGGGAAAAGGAAAAGGAACGAGAAAAAGAAA
This is a messenger RNA of Eurytemora carolleeae, 1941 nucleotides long. RefSeq names its product transcription initiation factor TFIID subunit 3. Gene Ontology annotation, cellular component: transcription factor TFIID complex. NCBI's taxonomy places the organism in Eukaryota, Metazoa, Arthropoda, Copepoda, Calanoida, Temoridae. Gene Ontology annotation, molecular function: protein heterodimerization activity. The record is from RefSeq and is a predicted model, not a curated record.